AUUAACAGUCUCAUUUUUCCGAAUUCCUCUGAGGCAUAAAUAAAAACUAACCAAAUUUUGGUCAAGAUCGAUUUUUUUUAUAAAUAAAAAGACCCAAUAAAAGUGUAACUUACAACAAUCUCAAUUCUGACUUAAUUUUUUUCACAUGGCAAAAAAAGUAUGAAUUGAGAUGACGAUUAUUUAACUUCUUUCAAAGCUUAGUUUGCAUUUCUACGAUAGUCGUUAACUUCAUUACAAGCCGAAAUUACCACAAUUCUAAAGUAAAAUUAGAACUUAAAUGCGAGACAUCUUCAUUCAAGUUACAAAAAAUAGAGUAAUGGUGCCUCAAAAAUUAGGUGAAAUUACACACCAAUGUCAUCUGCAUAAAAGUCUUUGAUGUUCUGACUAAAUGAUUGUUUAAAUUUCUGAAAUUCAAACAUCAUACUUCCUUCAGCGACCUUUCUUUAUUUGCACCCAAUUAACGAUAAAUUCUUUUUUUUUUGCUUCAAGUUGUGGUUUGUCGGACUAUGUCCAUUGUUCCGCCUACUUCCAUCAAUUUUUGCACAACAUGGAUCUGAUUUUGCAGCUAAAAUGCUGAUUAUCCCUUCGCUUAUUAGCCUAUCUUUUUUCUGCUGACAUUAAAUCCUUUUCUGACUUCAGACGAAGAAAAAUUUAUUCCCUAUUUUGUUUUUUUUUCAAUUUCUCAGUCGUUGCAUUUAUUACUUAAGUUAUCAAAUUGCGCAUUCAGUUAACUGCUCAAGUUACCAACAAUGGCCGUUUAACAAAACGGAAACAGUUGGGCCCCUGAGAGUUCUGCCCAAUGCACCGGAGCUUCUUUUAUUUGCCACUACUAGUCAGUUAGCUGGUCAGCUAACAAAUCUUCAGUCUUACGGUGUAUUACUCUUCUAUCAUUACCAUUGCCCAACCUGUGGAAAAGCGGCCACGAGGGAUUAGAAAGAAGACGAGCUAAAAACUGCUUACGUGUGAAGACAGUUUACUCAACACUCAAUUCUUGUUAAACGAUCACUUCGGCUUGCUAAACCUCUCUUUGAAACAGAUAAAGUUAAUUGUUAGUUUUUAAAGAACUUCUUUACCGAAAAAUACAAAACUGAAGUAGAAAAAGAAUAUAUAAAGACGAAGAAAACACAAAGUUUAUUGAGAGACGCGAAGGAGGAGGAGUUAGUUAUCGGCUAAGUUUGAUUGACAGUUGGUGUUGACAGCUGAUUGACAUGCGUGAUAUCAAUUGGCGUCUGGUGACGCAGGGCGUGUUGCUUUGUCUGUUCACCUGUAUUAGGACUGCAACGCCCAGCACCUUUUUCUUUACACUCCCUUUCAUCGCAGACUGUCUACCGUCCUUUCCUCCGAUCAGCUUAGUGUCUGCGGUAGUUUCAACAGUGCGACUGGCAUCCACUGCACUGGUGGCCCUGUACCCGAAAGAGUGUCUGGAACUGCUGGCCAUUCUUUCCCUCUUCGCUUCUCUGUUCGGACUAUGUUCCGACUUCUACCUAGACAUACCACCAGAAUACCAGGGCUACUGGGUGUUUGCCUCUGCCAUUUUCAUCUUCUUCUGUUCCGGAAGUAGCAUCGCCAGAGCACUCAUAGUCACAGAAGACUCCAGGGGGGAUCUGGAGAAGAUGAGCAAUGUGUACACCUGUGCGAAAGAGUCCGUAUUCCUAGUUUCGUUCGUGAUCUCCUUUGUCAUUAUCACUCAUGGCUGCUGGACUGGGUUCGGAAUAUGGGUGGGGGCAUCUUACGGCCUCAUUUUUGUCAUGUGUGCCACCAUUCUUCUCGCCAGGCGAAGAUCACUCUUCGUGGGAUCUCUGUUCCGCAUGUCCGACUCCUACGAGAGUCUGGAUGGGUCAGAUGAAUGUGACGAGUCUUCCGACCUGAGAGACAUGGGCAAACACGGAGGAAGCCACAAGUCCACAAACAUACUUAUCAAUUUUUUCGAGGACAUCCGUUCAAUCCAGAAGUCGCUGUGGUUCUUCGUGCAGUUCGCAGAGUCCAUCGGAGUGGUGAGUGGCAUUGUAAGUCUGAGUGCAGUGAUGCUAGUGAAGGACAAGUGGGAUCUGACCAGAGUGGAGACCUCUCUCUUCACCCUCCUCCCCAUGGCCAUAACACUGCCAGCCUUCCUUCUCACCACUCUCAUCCCCUGCAACCUAUACUCAAAGCUACUUGUCGGAAUGUUCGUCCCAACUCUAGUGGCCAUUCUACCCUUCGUACACAAUCUGUAUGCCAUUGGCUUUAUAAUCUUCUGCUGUGAACUGGCCAACUCUAUGCGCCUGGCGGCCAUGACGCCCAUCAUGAACUCAUUCAUGAACAGCAAACAGACCACGAUACGGCUGGUGUCCAUAGUCACCCUACUGUCUUUUGCAUACAAGACUAUCGGAUUGUCCCUAGGUGCCUAUCUGUUCACGAUUUGGGAACCAUUUCCCUUCAUCGCAGCCGGACUGUUCCAAGUGAUAAAUGCAAUGGGAAUCCUGUCACUCAAACCAUACAUAGACAAUCAGAUGUCCAAAGAUGCAGCUAUGGAACGCAAGACGCUUUUAGACCAUCACUAGUGCAAUAAAUCAACCAAUCAAUUACAGCAAUCAGUUAAUUUUAAUCAUGAAUCAGUAUUUUGCAAUCAGCUCCAGGAUAGGAAAAAUUGAAGUCGGCCAUAUUAGGUCAGUAAAGUCAGCAAUUUUUUCCACAGAUGACAUGAAAAAUAUGAUUCUCCUUGCAAUGUUUGAACCAAUAUUUUUGGCGAGCAUAUUGCCAGAUUGUGCCAAAAUUAUUUAAUUAUUAGCAAGUAAUUUUGUUAAAUUCCAAUUUUCUAUCUUCAGUGUUUUUGUUUGAAAGCAGUUUUCAUUAAGAAUCGUCCAAUAUUGUGAUUUUAUUUUAAUUUGAUGUUCUCAUAUAAGUUGUACUUAAACUUCGGUGAUGCGACCAAUU
This is a messenger RNA of Symsagittifera roscoffensis, 2913 nucleotides long. RefSeq lists its product as uncharacterized. Lineage: Eukaryota; Metazoa; Xenacoelomorpha; Acoela; Convolutidae. The transcript has 10 exons. The record is from RefSeq and is a predicted model, not a curated record. Bases 1209 to 2540 code for a protein of 443 amino acids.